AUGGAUGACACUAGCUCAAAAUUCCGCCGCAUCGGAGCGGGCUUCUGCGGGACAGUGUGGACAGCAGCAGAAGGAGGGUCCGCCUACAAACGCGAAGACGGGGGCCCUGACCGGUCGUUAAGAAACGACAGCAACAUGCAUCAGCGCUUAUCAGAUUGUAUGAGAGACACCAUUGUCCAAAUCCCAAUCCAUCACGACUUCAUAACCCCGAACGAUGACUGGUGGGGCAGGAACCUUAGCCGCUUCCCAGAAGGCUAUAAGCCAUGCAAUAUGAUCCACGCCCAACGGAUACCUGCCGUCAGGGGCGAGAUCAGACAGCUUCUCACCAUACGGUUCUGUCCGCCGGGCUUAGCCAACGAGAUCCUAGAAAGCGACACCAACAGAGACUGCCUGAUCCGUCCAUAUCUAGGCCGACGCCGCAUCUCGCGUCCUUCCCGAUUCAGGGCCUUUUCCUUGAGGAAUUAUCCUCUGCAUAUCGAUCAGAUGGAAGAGCUGGGUAUUCCGGAGGAUGACAUUCGUGAUUAUGCUCGGGCGAUGGCGGAGGCUCUUGCGGUGAUGCACUGGGUUGGGGAGGUAGAUGGCAAUGACAUCGAGUUUGUUCUUGCGACGCCAAACAAUGGCACUGGAAUGAGAAAGGACAUGGAGGGAAGGAUAUGGCAUAACGCACUCGGUGAGCACCAGAUGUGGCUGCUGGACUUUGACCUCGUUCGAGAUAUGACGAUGGAUGAGCAAGGUGUCAGACAGGCAGUGACAGCCUUCUUGAAAAACGACCCCUUCUGUCCAAGGCCGGACCAGCACUCAGAACUCUGGGCUACUUUCCGCCAGCAGUACCUGGUGAUCAGCGAGAAGUGUCUCUCGAACUCAAAGGUUCUGCACAGGGAUCAUGUCUCUCAAACACAGAGCCUGCCAGAGCUCUUCAUUCACUUACUUGAGAGUCAGACUUGA
Aspergillus mulundensis is the source of this 945-nucleotide messenger RNA. Its product is annotated as zinc finger protein. The transcript has a single exon. NCBI's taxonomy places the organism in Eukaryota, Fungi, Ascomycota, Eurotiomycetes, Eurotiales, Aspergillaceae. The coding region runs from base 1 to 945 and encodes 314 amino acids. The record is from RefSeq and is a predicted model, not a curated record.